AUGAAAGCAAAAGCUGACAAGUCCAAAGAUGGACUUUUGCAAACACAACUUGGUUUUGUCACUUCUAGUGUAGAUCCAACUUCGUGUCCAAGUAUGUAUGUUGGGAAGUUUGGUAUGGAGAAGAUGAAAGAAUCAGUGGCUCAUUGGAUACUGAUGCAUGAGCAUCCUUUUUCUAUUGUGGAAGAAGAGGGAUUCAAUUUGAUGCAAAGAAGAGGAAUGCCUAAGUGGCGUGAAAUUACAAGAAAUACAGCCAAAACUUAUUGCAUCAACGUUUAUGAGGCAGAAAAGAAGAAGAUGAAGAGUUUAUUAAAAAAUGUGAACAAAAUCAGUCUCACAACGAAUUGUUGGAAAUCAAAGAACCAAAAGAUCGGGUACAUGGUCAUUACAGGUCAUUGGAUUGAUGAAAGUUGGCAAUUACAGAAGCGUGUACUUAACUUUGUUCACAUUCCACCUCCAUAUCGAGAUCUUGAAAUUGCGAAUGCUAUUUGGCGCUGCUUGGAGAAUUGGGGUAUCGAUGGUAAGAUCCACACCAUAUCUGUAGAUAACGCGUCUGCCAAUGAUUCAGCUAUUGAAAAUCUGAAGAUUUAUGUGAAAAACAAAAGAAGACUACUUUGUGAGGGAAAACUAUUCCACGUAAGAUGUUGCGCUCAUAUACUUAAUCUCAUUGCUCAAGAUGGACUUUCUGAUAUUAAAGAUAUUGUUGAUGUUAUACGUGAUAGUGUAGAGUAUGUCCGACGAUCCGAUGCAAGAUUUAAAAUAUUUUCUGAGAUAGUGAAGCAAUUGAAUUUACCAGACAAGAAGUUAGUUGAUGAUUGUCGGACAAGGUGGAACUCAACAUAUGAAAUGUUGGCUGCUGCAAUCAAAUUCAAAGAUGUCUUCCCAAUGUUUGCUGAUCGGGAACCACAUUAUGAUAUUUGUCCAAGUGCAGAGGAUUGGACAAAAGCAGAGAAAGUAUGCUCGGUAUUAGAGCUAUUUUGGACAGCUAUGCACAUUGUUUCCGGAAGUGAUUAUCCUACUUCAAAUUUGUUCCUUAAUGAGGUGAGCAGAGUAAAAGUUUUGUUAGAUAAGAAGUCAUUAGAGCAUGAUAUAUUCAUUCAGAACAUGGUUGCAAGAAUGAAGAACAAGUUUGACAAAUAUUGGGGAGAUACUAAUUUGCUGAUGUCUAUAGCAGCUGCUUUGGAUCCAAAGUGUAAGUUGAGAGCGCUUGAAUUCUGCUUUCCAAGACUAUAUUUUUCAGGGAAUGUUGAGAGGCAAAUUACUAUUAUUCGGAAGACGUUAUAUGAGCUCUAUUCUGAGUAUGUGGCUAUUUCUAACAUUGAAGACGAGUCAAUUGGAGAAGGGCAAAGAAACAAACUAUCGAAUCGAGAUCUUGCAAAUGUUGAAAUUCAAAGUGGCUGGUCUGAGUAUGCUGAAUAUCUGAAGUCAGUGGAAUCUAUUCAUUCUCAAAAGUCUGAACUUGAUAUAUAUCUUGAGGAAAACUGUUAUAUAUUUGAGAAGGACAAAAAGGAUGGGAAAGACUUUGAUGUUCUGGAAUGGUGGAGAGUUCAUGCAUUGAAGUAUAAGAUUUUAUCGAUAUUGGCAAGAGAUAUUUUAGCUAUCGCGAUCACCACUGUUGCUUCUGAGGCUACAUUUAGUGCGGGAAGUAGAGUAAUAGACAAAUAUCGUGCAUCAUUGACUUCAGAUACGGUUCAAGUAUUGAUGUGUGGAGGAGAUUGGCUGAAAAAACGCUUUGGAGUGAAGAAAAAAUCUUUGAGUGACAAAAAAGCAAUAUAUGUAAAUUUGCCUCUCGAUGGUGAUGUGUCAAAGGUUUGA
Molecule: messenger RNA, 1812 nt
Organism: Sesamum indicum (sesame)
Lineage: Eukaryota; Viridiplantae; Streptophyta; Magnoliopsida; Lamiales; Pedaliaceae
Product: zinc finger BED domain-containing protein RICESLEEPER 2-like
Molecular function (GO): DNA binding; protein dimerization activity
Source: RefSeq, a predicted model, not a curated record